Scaptodrosophila lebanonensis is the source of this 617-nucleotide messenger RNA. Its product is annotated as V-type proton ATPase 16 kDa proteolipid subunit-like. Gene Ontology annotation, biological process: proton transmembrane transport. The record is from RefSeq and is a predicted model, not a curated record. Gene Ontology annotation, molecular function: proton-transporting ATPase activity, rotational mechanism. Bases 57 to 533 code for a protein of 158 amino acids. The transcript is spliced from 2 exons. NCBI's taxonomy places the organism in Eukaryota, Metazoa, Arthropoda, Insecta, Diptera, Drosophilidae. Gene Ontology annotation, cellular component: proton-transporting V-type ATPase, V0 domain.
AAACUGGAAAAUAAUAAAAUAUUUGCAAAUAUAGUAAAAAGUGACCAACAAACAAAAUGGGAGACGCAGUCGAUGAUGAUGAGAAGCCUCCAUACGCUUUCUUCUUUGGAGGUAUGGGCGCUUCCAGCGCCAUUAUCUUCUCGGCUAUGGGCGCAGCGUACGGCACAGCCAAAUCGGGAACUGGCAUCGCUGCAAUGGCAGUGAUGCGUCCCGAGCUUAUUAUGAAGUCCAUUAUACCCGUAGUAAUGGCUGGAAUUAUUGCCAUUUACGGUCUGGUCGUUUCGGUGCUAAUCGCUGGAUCCUUGUCGUCCAGCUACACCAUUCGUCGUGGGUAUACCCACUUGGCCGCAGGACUUUCGGUGGGAUUUGCCGGCUUGGCUGCCGGCUUUGCCAUCGGCAUUGUUGGAGACGCAGGCGUACGUGGCACGGCUCAACAGCCACGCCUUUUUGUUGGCAUGAUAUUGAUCUUGAUUUUUGCUGAGGUUCUGGGACUCUAUGGCCUAAUUGUGGCUAUAUACCUUUACACCAAGUAAAGAGUCUUUAAUGUCCUGUAACGCAAAAUGCCAUUUCAAUAAACUGCCUGAUUCUAAUUAGUAAUCGGCCAAAUUAUCUUGAUA